Aspergillus niger is the source of this 567-nucleotide messenger RNA. RefSeq lists its product as uncharacterized. NCBI's taxonomy places the organism in Eukaryota, Fungi, Ascomycota, Eurotiomycetes, Eurotiales, Aspergillaceae. The transcript has 3 exons. The record is from RefSeq and is a predicted model, not a curated record. Bases 1 to 567 code for a protein of 188 amino acids.
AUGCUUCUCCUCCGUCCCCUGAUUGCUAUCGCCUCCGUGGCUGGCCUGGUCCUCUCGCAAAACACCUCCUCCAUUGACCCAAAUAGCGUCCCGAUUGAUACAAGAAAGCAAUGGUGUCAGUCUCAGACCUCGUCAUGCCCAUUACUCUGUUAUCAGUUGCCAAACACAUCGGGGUCACCCAAAGAAAACACAUGCGACCCUAAAACACUCCAAUACCAAUGCAUCUGCAGCAAUGGCCUGAGCCCCAACUCGUCUCAGUACUCACAGACCAUCCCAUACUUCAUUUGCACUGAAGAGAAUGACGAAUGUGUCACCCAAUGCAAUGGUGACUCGAGCUGCCAGUCAGAUUGCCGGUCUCAGCACCCCUGUGGUGCACAGAACCCCAAGCGUGUAAAUGUCACGUCUACCGCUGCAUCCACUACUGCCGCAGCCACAACUUCCCUUCCACCUUUCACUGGAGUCCCUGACAAGGGUGCAGCAGCCAGGCCAUCGACUGAUCUUGGUCAGGUAUACGGCCUGGUUGUAGUUGUGGGAGCUUUCCUGGCCGGGUUUACGACGUUGCUUUGA